AUUGCAUUUAAGUAUGCACAAUUGUGGCCAGUUGUCUCUGGCAGGAUUAUAAGACCUUUCGGUGCUGGCAUCACAGAAUUACAUGCAGAUGUGUUGGACUGGGAUGCAAAAGACAAUAAAGCAAUGAUCAUGUUGCUUUCGUCUAUACAUCAAGACCUAGUAAUAGGUCUCACGUCCUGCGACACAGCAGCUGCAGCCUGGACAUACCUGUCAUCACGAUUUGAUCGUGAUACAGGUAAUUCCUCGAUACAUCUCUUC
This is a messenger RNA of Pseudovirgaria hyperparasitica, 258 nucleotides long. RefSeq lists its product as uncharacterized. The transcript has a single exon. The annotation marks the transcript as partial. NCBI's taxonomy places the organism in Eukaryota, Fungi, Ascomycota, Dothideomycetes, Acrospermales, Acrospermaceae. The record is from RefSeq and is a predicted model, not a curated record.